AUGGAUAAUCAAUAUUAUACAGGAAAUCAAACAAAUCGAUCUAUCGAAAGCGGAACAAAUGAUCAAAAUUAUUAUAUGCCACCGACUGUUUCUCGACCAAUAGUUACACAUUAUAUCUAUCCAGAACAACUAUCAACACCACGAACUACUAAUAUCAAUAGUCAAUAUACAAAUAGUCCAAGAAAUAAAUAUUGGUGGGGAUCUUCUGGACCUUUUGACCCAUAUCGAACGACAUAUCAAGAUUAUGGUCAAGGGAAAAUUCUAAAUUAUCAAAAACCUCAUUCUCAUUUAACUCAACCUUAUUUUUAUCAAGAACUUCAAGGUAUCUAUCGUCCGCCGGAUUCAAAUUCGAAUAGAACUGACUUCUACGUACCACCAUCACUCAAUACGAGUCAAUAUUCAUCGCCUUAUGGUUCACCUCGAUCAAUGCGCUAA
Molecule: messenger RNA, 435 nt
Organism: Rotaria sordida
Lineage: Eukaryota; Metazoa; Rotifera; Eurotatoria; Philodinida; Philodinidae
Source: the annotation of a GenBank genome assembly